Messenger RNA from Harmonia axyridis, 5330 nucleotides. Its product is annotated as maestro heat-like repeat-containing protein family member 1. The coding region runs from base 94 to 5031 and encodes 1645 amino acids. Gene Ontology annotation, cellular component: cytoplasm. NCBI's taxonomy places the organism in Eukaryota, Metazoa, Arthropoda, Insecta, Coleoptera, Coccinellidae. The record is from RefSeq and is a predicted model, not a curated record. The transcript is spliced from 11 exons.
CAUUUUGACAAAAUGAGUUUGUUUUCCUGGAAGUAGGGAUGUAAUUUUCAAAAACGUCCAGUUUUUAUUGUGAUUGUGUAAACUUGUAUCAAAAUGAUUCAACCUACAGCCUCCAAAAACGAUGGCCAAUCUCAAAUACAGGUGGCCAUAGGAAUGAUACUAGAGGUAUUAGCUGAUAAAAAUUCUUUAGUAGCCGAAACAGCUGCAACUUCCUUGAAGAAGUUGGCAGAAAACCAUCCAAAUCAUGUACUGAACUGUUCCAAAAAUUUUUGCAAAAGAUCUUCCACCAUGAGUGACCAAAUUGCCCACGUUUUAAACAUAAUGCAGAGUAUUUGCACAGAACACAUUAUUGCUAUUGAUGGGGACACCAUACUUUCAUUAACUGACUUUUGUCUAGAAGUGUUAACCAGAAAUAUAGCAGUAGAUGUUGUUCAGGAUCCUGCCUGCAAUGUUCUUGUUGCUAUUGGCAGAAAACAUCAUAUACAGGUUUUAGAUAAAUUGAUGGUAAGAUUAGAGACUGGAUCUAUGCCACAUUACAUGAUACCUUAUACUUUAGGAUCCUUAGCCAGUGUUAAUGCCACAGGAGUGGUUCCAUAUCUCAAAGAUAUAUUCACAAUUAUGAUACCCCUAUUGAAUAGCAUAAAAAAUGAGGUUCAGAGACAAGCCUUUGCCUUUGCAUUUGGAAGUUUCAGUGACGCUCUUGUAGAAUAUGUUGCCAACAUAAACCAAGUGCCAGAUAAUUCCAUCACAUGGGAAAAUUUUCAAUCUGAACUUGCAACUAUUUAUGAAGUACUUACUAAUACCUGGUUACAAUCUAGAGAUAACAAAACAGUCCAAAACAUUCUGACUGCUGUAACAGCAAUAUUUCCCCUUUUGGAUGUAGAUAAAGUAUCAGAGCACACAGUUAAACAACUUCAAACUCUGUUAGUUUUGUACAAAAAGCAAGUGGACGCUUACUAUGUAACUAAAUGUUUAGAAUCUGUGAUCAAGAAAGCUACAACAGUUGAUGGAACCUUGGUGGAACCUUUGUUAGGUAACAUAAUGCAGAACAUGAGUGAUCUUCUUUGUACAUCACCGGAUUAUGCCAAACCAGAUUCCUUGAAAACACACUCAGAAGUUUUACGUUGCUAUGAAUGCUUAGCUUUGUAUUUUACCGAUAAUGUUAUCGAUCAACUGGUAGGUCAACUUAAAAACAAUAACGAUAGGGAAAAAGUGAAGGGUCUUCUCAUUAUAACCCAUUUAACAUCAUAUUCCAACAAUCAGCUAGUGGAGAGAAGGUUGAAAGAUAUUAUGAAACAUUUUAAUGAUGUUCUAUACGAAUCUAAUAUCAAGGUGAAAAAGGCUUUACUGAAAAUCAUUGUAGCAUUCGCUUCAAAAGGCAUCCUCCUAAAUAAAGAUAUGAAUCCAGAUGGCGCUGAAAAAUAUAUGGAAUUCAUCUUAAAACUGUGCUGUUCACAUAAUGUGCAAAAGAAUAACGAUAUUGACUUGCAAGAGUUAGACGAUCUUCAAAGAUCUGCAGACAACACUUUAUGCAUGCUCAGUACUUCAGUUGUUGAAUUAGAAGAAACUUUAUGGAAUCUUCUGAUGAAAUCGUUCCUCAGUCCCAAUUAUGACAACGCCAUUGUCGUGAUACUGAGAUGUCUGACACAUUUGGCCGCUAGAAAAGAGUCACCACCCAUUUGCGAAGGCGCAUUUGUCAGGUGUAUGGUUUUAUUGGCCAUCCCUCUACCGGGAUUCAGGGGAACCUUUAUUUUGAAUUUUUUCAAACAGAUGAGUCCCUGCAAGUUGAAGAAUCACGAAGCAGUGUGGGACUCCAAAAUUCCACAGUUGAUGAAGUACUUGGAACAGAAUUACGAUAAUUUUAAUGAUAACGAAUGGCAAGAUUUGGUCUUUGAUUUUUUCAAUUUGUUGCUGGAUGCGAUCAGCGAUGAGAAAUGCUUCCAAAGUCUUCUGAACACUGCUAGAGAUCAGCUGUUACUUUAUAAUUUAGGGUUGAUGGGUGGAGAUCAGCCAGUGAAAAUAACUGAAAAACACUUCCUCCUCAAGUGCAUAGCACUGUUGCUCUGUCACAUUAAAGAUAAAGAUAUAGUCAUACAAAGUUUGGAUAAAAUCCUGGCAAAUGUUAAAUUGACUGAUUACUCUGAACUCCAUGCGUGUGCUGAAGCCAUUGGAAUUAUUUCUAAGAAUCAUCUUCAACUUGUCUUGGACAAGAUUUCCAUCAUAAGAAAAGACUUGGCAAAUAAAAAGAUGAAGUUAUUCCAAAUACCAUUCAUGAAAGACAAAAACCAGGACUUGGGAAGAGAAAGACUGCGUUAUACGAUAAUAUGCAGUUACGCAGAGGUUUGUAACGAAGCACCUUCAGAGAAACUGUUGAAAAUAAUCGAAUCUGAAAUAUUGGAUUUCGUUGUGACUGAACUGGCCAAUUGCAAAGAUUUCUACAUUCGUAAAGCAUGCAUCAAGACAAUCGGAAGUGUAGCGGAUGCGAUGCAUCCGAAUCGUAACACACUACAUAUUCAUUUGAAAUGUAGGCAAGCAAUUCUGAAGGUGGUUUCGUCUGAAAUUCAUUUACACAACGGUUCCGAUUACAUUGAAUUAUUUCCGAUUAUACUGCCUGUUAUAACUUCUCUAGUCCAACUACCCCCAACUCUGGAAUCAGAUGAGAGAAUAAGACUUCUUAAAUUAUGCUUCGAUAGUGUAUAUAAUGCCUCGGCGAUUUAUUGCAGAAUAAAUGAAGAGGAGCCCGAUCAAUAUUAUGGCACCUCAAAAUUAGUUCCUUUUAUAACACCUAGUUUUACGAAAUUGAAUCAGUUGGUUCAGGAGUUGUUGAUGCUGAAUCUGUCUCCAGAGACUCUGGAUGAGAUUGUUACACUUUUGGAACACUGGCUCAGUAAGAAAAAGGCUGAACAAAGACUACCUGCUUGUGAAACUCUCAGAAUAGCUCUGCAAACGUACUUAGAUAAUAUGAAGUUUGCGUAUGAUUGUCCUAAUAAUUUUACUCAAACUGGGUUAUUAUUGUCGAGGAUUGUCCCUAGAUGUACUGAUUCCGUGACUAACAUUCGUAAGGUGGCUGUGGAGAAUCUCUGUCUCAUUCUUUGCAUAGCCUCCCGUUAUGAAGGGCAUAUGCGAGAUCACGACAAAAUUCUGAGUAACUCUAUGCAGUACAUACAACAGCAGAUUGACCAACGUGAUCCAAAAUUGUUGUACAGCCUCACAACGGAUUUGUCCAACAUUUUAUGCACAAACAUUCCUUCUUUUCAAUUAAUCCAUUUCGUAGAGGGUUUGAUCGAUGCUCUUAUUGAUUGUGAAUCGUCUAGCUCAAAUGGCAGUGGUAUUAUUCUAAACUUAACCUUGAAAUCUAAAGGGAUGGAAUUACAGAAUCAUAUAACUACUAUAGUUCAGAAAAUUUUGGGUCAAAUCAGGAAUAUUAAAUGUGUUGCUACUAGAACCUCUGCUCUUAGGGCGGUACAGAGCGCUGCGUCACAUCAUUCGAAGAUUGUCAGCGCCAUCUUACUUCAGCAACCCUUACCAUUUGAACAGUCUAUUUGUGAUUGCUGGUCGAUGAUAUCUACUGAUAACACCCUAACUCAAAAUUUGUUGGAUCAGUUCAAGAAAAUCAUGAAGAACACACCACUGUUUGAUGAACACGGUAAAUCGGAUAUGAAAAUUGCAAGCCUAGCACCCCUUCAGGUUGUAUGUGCCCUUCAUGAAAUAUUCAAGAACGCUCAACUGAAAGAAAUUUGCAUUCAACAAUUCCCAGAUCUCUUUAGCAUUCUACUUAUCACCUUAGCUUCUUACAUUGGAACAGCAGCUCCUGCGAUGAAAGAAGUCACCGAUAAAAAAGACAAAUACUUUGUUAUAAACCGGGAGGCUUAUAAAAUGAGCCCCGCAAAGAUAGCCUUGGAAACGUUCCGGUUAUUCCUGCUGUGCUGUGAUUACAAACAAAUGGCCAACAAUCUUUUGAGUUUCUCCCAGGCAGAAACCAGCGAAAAGUUCCCUUGGUUCCUUGAUAUUAUUUCGAUGUUGGUGGAAAAUAUUUGCCAAGAUAACCCCCAAUAUAUAACGUGGUUGGUUGCAUCCUUAGGCCCUUACAUAAGGGCGGAUUUGGAACCGCAAAGAGUUGCAGUUGUCGCUUUCUUCACGUAUUUGUUCAGGCAGAAAGUCAACGAUCAGGCUAUGCUUGCCGAAAACUUACUGGAAAUGAUAAUGGAUGUCCAGAUGGAUCAAAGUUGCUUAGUAAAACAGAUCGGCUUGCAAGGUUUAGGUUAUGCCAUCGAGUUUUUGAAACCCGAACUGAUCAGCAGGCAUUGUAAACCUAUUUUGAGUGUGCUGAUGAGCAGUUUAGACUACAAUCAUGUGGGAAGUGAAGGUGCUCUCAUUCUUGAGGGGUUACAUAGUUUCUCCAAACUAUUGACAACGUUGGAAGGUCACAAAUUCAGUUCAUGCCAAGUUACUGCAGCAGUAAGAAUAAAGCCACUAUUGGGACAGGAAGAAGUCCAAUUGAGAAGAGCAUCUUUUCGUUUAUUGGGGGAUUUAACAGGAUCUAUCAAUACAGAUUCUAACAUCGAGGCUUUCAGGGAACAAAUUCACGGAAACCUUAUAACUUUAUUGUUGCAUUUGUGCGAUCCGGAUCAAUAUGUUGUCAAGGCUUGCAAAUACACAUUGAGGCAGAUAAGUUCAUAUUUGGAGGGGCCGAAGACUAACACAAUGAUUCAAGAACACUUGAUCGAUGAUGCUAAUUUGAACUAUUACAACUUCAUGAGAGAUUUGGUCAAAGUAAUGUCGGAUGAACUUCAAGAAUAUUUUCCCCUGUUGGUGAUGACAAGCUUAUCAUACUUCAAGAGUCCUUGGGUAGAAAUAAGAGGAAAUGCUGCUCUGGUUGCCGGAUUACUGUACUCGACGCUCAACGAUGAAAAUAAAAGUAAGGUUUCAAUCGAUACAGUUUCGUUUAGAUUGAUGAAUUUGAUGUCUGAUGAAAAUGAACAAGUCAGAAUAAAGGCAGUUCAGGCCAUAGUAUAUUUAUUUUCUAAUUGAAAGUUUCUAUUUUUAGAAUGAUUAUUUGUGGAUUUGUUAUACCGUUGUUUUAUUUAUUUUUAUUGUUAUUUUAUCAUUGUUUUGUCCUUUGUGGUGUUUCAGUGCAGAAAAUAGAAACACCUCAGUCUAUCAAUUUUAAUAGCAUAAUUAUAAUAUGAAUACUAGAUUUUGGUUCUAUAAUAUAAAGAAUUCAAAACAAUAUAUUGAGAUUCAAUAUCCUAUAUUUAUAAUCUGCUUGACAGGCUCGUAUGAACAAUAGGCUUUCAAAUAGGAAUUAUUGAUGAACUUUUUCCUUCAGU